AUGGCGACCAUUUCGCGCCCCCGGCAAUACGCCGAACCCGACAUUCACAACGACCUCUGCCAGAAGGAAAACGCCAACAGCAUCCCUUACGGCGUCGCAAGCUCGGCUUUGGGCGAACUCCCGUUGAACAGCAUCCACAACGUUGGUGAUCGCAAAACCAGCGUCGAGUCUCUGGCGCAUCGGUUGGAUGGUUUCCACCUCAACAACCCUGACAAGGAGAACGCGCUGCGUCCGUCCACGGGAACUGGUUUCCAGGUUCUUGCCGACACGCUAAACACGAAAGAGUCCACCCAGAAGGCUUGCUCUGCCGCCACUAACACCAUCACACCGCGCAGCGGUUCUCAUGGCGAUGCGGAGCUGUCCCAGGGCGAAAAGAUGGUGCACUUUGGAUGCAACCUGGUUGAACGUAGAUCGGCAUCGGAUACCGGCGCAAUGGGAGACGGCAAACCUACUAACAUGUAUACUUUAUUAGCCACCCGUGUCAAGGCCGAAGAGGAGUUCAUGAUGGAUGUGGCACCCGUGUUUGCGGAGAUGGAGCUCGCCGUUGCGGCCGAGCGGCUGCGGCUCAGUGAAGCAGCUUCCAUGACGGAACGCCAAUAUGGCACCCUGGACGUCCCUAAGAGCCCGGGGCUGAUGGUGGAGAUCAACGACCUCGGUUCCGAUAUUGGUGAGGAACGAUCCCGGCCAGUGUCGCGCAUCGAAGACUCCGUCGAGGCCCUCGACAGAUUAGAGGAGGAGAUUGAAGCUUUGAGCCAGAUCGCUCACCUCGGCAAGGUGCUCUCUCCUGAGGCUGGCUCACGGAAGCUCGACGUCGCUAGCCCGAGCACGACGCCACUGAAGCGGGCGACUUCUGUCCGAACCCCGCACUCAGCUCGCAGCGGCAGCCGGCCCCUCGAGCGUAGCGCCUCCGUGCGCCAGUCUUCGUCCGUUAGGGAGGGCGAGAAGACGUCUACCUCAGCGCGGAAGGUUGCGCGGCCCGCCAGCCUUCUCCCGCCGAAGCCGCUCGCCAAGUCCGACAAGGCUCCGACAAUGUCAACAUUCCAACUUCCGGGUGAGGCUGUGGCUCGCCGACUGAAGGAACAACGUGAGCAGCGCCGGUCGCAGCAUAUAUCCGAGGAGGAGGCGGCCGCCAUCGCGGCGGCCUACUCGCCAGCCAAGCCGCACUUCAAGUCUACCAAAGCACCCACUCGCCCGACGUUUGAGCUUCCCGGUGAAGCAAUUUCGCGCCGCAAGCGCGAGGAACACCAGGCCAAGCUCCGCGCCCAGGAGGAGGAGGAGCGCAAGCGCCGCGAGUUCAAAGCCCGCCCCAUCCGCUCUAGUGUUACGCCCGGCACAUUCCCCCGCGAGACCCUUGCCAGUCUAGCACGCCAAAAGACUCGGUCAACGGAGGGUUCUACUGAUUCAGGAUCUACAGCGGUAACGCCCACGCUCAGGAAACGUCAGUCCAUUAUGGGCUCCGCCUCGUCGGCCACGUCAGCCACUGCCAACACCAACCUCACCCCGACCACCACGCCUGGCCGAGGCCGCCACCCAACCGCCGAGCAGCCGGCUACGCGUGGGACGUCGUCGUCAUCGACGGCGGCUGCUAGUGUCCACUCGCGCGGUAGCACCCAUUCUAGUACUCGCCUAAGUGCGGAUGAGGCGGCACAGCAGCGAGUGAGGGGCAAGGAGGUGUUCGCCCGCGAUAACUCGUACACGGCGGAGAGAGAAAGGGAGAAGCGCGAACGGGAGAGGGCGGCUAGGGAGGCGAGAGAAAAGGCCGCGGAGCGCAGCCGGGAGUUGAGUCGGCUGUGGGCAGAGAAGCAAAGGGUCAAAAUGGCAAGAGAGAGAAUGGGGAAGGGGCAAACUGGGAGUGCCUGA
This is a messenger RNA of Dichotomopilus funicola, 1860 nucleotides long. RefSeq lists its product as uncharacterized. The coding region runs from base 1 to 1860 and encodes 619 amino acids. The transcript has 2 exons. The record is from RefSeq and is a predicted model, not a curated record. Lineage: Eukaryota; Fungi; Ascomycota; Sordariomycetes; Sordariales; Chaetomiaceae.